CACGAAAUGAUAAUAGUAUCUGGAAUUAUCUUACACCGUCUCAUGCGUGAGACAAUGCCCAGUCCAUUUGCGACGUAAAUACCAAAAGAAAACUAUAUGGGCCGCUUAGUUUUGGUCAAUAUUCCGUUAAAGCAUAUCCAGACCCCACUUCUGGAGCUUCGAACACCACGUUGUCGAACAAGCAUAUGAAUACGGACGAAAAAUCACGAAUUUCCAUGGAAAGGAUCUGAAAUGAACACAGACCCUACCUAGAUCUCCACCGAUAUUGUUCAUAGCUAAUCAACUGCAUUGCCAGAAGGCAUUCUUUGAUGUUAUUUUGAACCAGAAUACAUAUCAGAGAAGCCCUAUAUUUGUUUUUGGGAAGGUCAGCUUCUUCUACGUCUGCGUGGAAAAGCAGAAGAUCAAGAAAUUAAACGCGAUAUUUCGAAAGCAAAAUGCCGAGGCCGCACCAUCCAUCAGGAACUGGCUAUAUGGUCCAUAAUAGCAGAACUGCACACCACAGAGAUACUGAUUCAGAGUCAUCGUCACAUGCUGGACCAGGACAAGCCUCGACUCACCGGUAUGACCCAAACAAUGGGCUUCAAAUACCCGAAGCUACAUCCAACCAGAAAAAUCGAAUGCGAACUCACGCUCGCGAAGUCAAAAAUACGGCACAUUGCGUUCUAGCAUCCAAAGAGCUCCUCAUGCUUCAUGUAUUGGCAUCUAAUGAAUCCAUGCCGCGCACACGACGACGCUUUUUAGCACAAAUUAUUGAACCAGAUGAUCCAAAGGCUGCUCUAAAUGUUGCUUUUGACAGAAAGCCUUCUGCCAGAACCGUUAUGCCCUUGAAAAGAAGAUUGGAGGCCCAAGAAUACAUUGGAGCGAUUCAGGGAGGCGCUAUCCCCAACAAUGUGAUCGACGUUGUCGAGGCGGAUGAUUCCCAUGGAUGGGAAAUGGGUAUUCGAAAGCGGUCGAAUGUAGCAUCUUCACAUUCGUCGCGGCAGUCACCGAGUAGCUCCCUGCGGAAAAAGGGCAAGUCAAGGGCUAGAACACCUGAACAGGAACAACUCGCUGGAAGAGCGAGUGAAACGAGUGGAGGUAGACCGUCGCAAUCACCGCCUGCGUUGCCACCGACAAGGGCGAUAAGACAACAAGUACCGCAACAAAUACAAAGAUGGAGUGGAGCGGAACGAGAGCAAGGGCUGAGGAUGUCGCCAACUACAGCAACUGAGCUAGACACCGAGGCCGUCGAUAUGGAUGUUGAUACGGAUGGCGAUGUCGAUUCGGAUAUGGGUGAUAAUAUGGAGAUUGAUGUAGCUGGGCCCUCUAGACGGAGCAACCAGAGGAGAGUUCAUUGGAAUGACGGCAUUGAUGACGCGUUGUGAUUAUUCUAGUCUAUAAUAUUUGUUUAUAGUUAAGAAGUGGGAAUAAAAACACAUGAAAGUGUCCCUGAAUGGAAAUUUAGGAAAGAUUCUCAGGUAUGCUAACAUGAUUCUUCUGAAAAUACAUGACUCUAACGGCUUCUUCUAUGUUGAUUAAUAAGGACAGAGUAGUUAGUGACCAACCAAUUAACAUAGCACUGCU
Talaromyces proteolyticus is the source of this 1563-nucleotide messenger RNA. RefSeq lists its product as uncharacterized. The coding region runs from base 435 to 1364 and encodes 309 amino acids. The record is from RefSeq and is a predicted model, not a curated record. Lineage: Eukaryota; Fungi; Ascomycota; Eurotiomycetes; Eurotiales; Trichocomaceae. The transcript has a single exon.